Messenger RNA from Aspergillus ochraceoroseus IBT 24754, 1641 nucleotides. RefSeq lists its product as uncharacterized. NCBI's taxonomy places the organism in Eukaryota, Fungi, Ascomycota, Eurotiomycetes, Eurotiales, Aspergillaceae. The transcript has 3 exons. Bases 1 to 1641 code for a protein of 546 amino acids. The record is from RefSeq and is a predicted model, not a curated record.
AUGGCUUGCUCUAUAGAUCUUGGACACAGGGUCUUUCGCUCUUCAGAUUCUGACUUAAGCCUAUCUUUAAGUUCCUCUUUGCUAAUGCUACUUCCGCCACAGCACGCCAGACGAAACAGCCUUGAGUGUCUCAAAGAUGCUCUUGUUUCCCGAAAUAUUUGGGUAUUCCAAACACCGGAGCUCAAACUGAACCUCUGCGUUGCCUCUAGGUCGAACAUGGGCUAUCCUCUUUCCAGAUUCGUUUCUCAGUUAGGUGAUGUUAUUUGCAAAGCGAAGCUCUGGUCUGAUCUAGAGCUUAGUAUUCUCUUCAAAAGCUGUAUCCACAGGCUCGAACGCAACGACUCCCUGUUCAACCUCUCUUUCGGUAUACGGAAAAGACCCGCUUUAUCGAACCAGAAAAAGCCUGCGAAGCUCCCGGGUAUCCUGAAGAAUCUGGGCGAUUUAGUUCCUCCUGUCAAUAUAAUGGCCGCUUGCUUGAUAGCCAUUGACAUCUCUUUGCUAUACGAUCACUGUCACCGCCAGUCCACACCACUGUACACAAUUUCCCUCGCAACACAAAUCGAUUGCUAUGGGGAACUGGAAAGAGAUACACUCGAUAUUAUGCGCAUUAAGCAUUUAGAUGGUAUGGGACAAAGUGCGGUACAUUUUCAGUUCAAGAGCCCUAGCAAAAAAAAUGGCGAUUCUUUAUCUGAAGAGGAACCAUCAGCAUUGAAUAAUGAGCAAGAGUUCAUUCUUUUCUCUGCGGAAAAAAGAACUGAUUCUUCAAGCCUUGAGUCCCUAUUUGACCUCGGAUUCAAGGCACUUGUUGGAGGGGGUCCACGUCAAAGGCAUAAUAAAGAAAAGAAAUAUAUGAAAAAUGAUCUUCAAUGUCUAUCAGAGAUAGCGCCCUCCGUUUUUAACACUGAGUAUCGCAAUGCUAUGAACCAAAGAUCUCGAUUAAUACCAUCGAUUGCAAAAUCCAUCAUGUCCAUACUAAAGUUAAGCGACAACCAAUCUCUGAAGGACAAACUCACCGCCAUAGAAGUAUCCUACAGCGCGAAACUACAAUCAUGGACCUCGGAAACAAUCGUUAACAAUACGCGAACCGUGCUGAAAGCAACUCUCUGGAAUAUCGCGCAGAAAUCGCUCUGUGAGACCGAAAGGCCGCAAAAAAUAAGCCCGUUAUACUCCACGGAAAAUCAGAUACCAAACGACAUCCUGUUUUCAGAAGCGUGCACAGAAGAUUUAUUCGACAUAAAUGACUAUACCACCAUCUAUAGCGAUUCAGACCCGUACUUGGGCACCGAAGAUGGCUACGAGUAUGAUGACACAGAAGGAGCAGCCUCAAUCCUUUUCUCAGGCGAUAACCUCUCUGAAACGUCCGCGGAAAGGUUACCCGGUGAUCAAACCGAUUUAGACCCAGAGAUAUAUACCACAACAACAUCCGAAACUAUAAACGGAUCUAGCUGGAAAAUGCAGUACCCUCCUAUAUCAAAACAUUCAGGCUAUGUUGAAACCUAUCAAGAAGACAGUGGACUACUCAUAGACGACGUUUUCGAAGAUUCUCUCUCUGGCCAAACACCUCAUUCACAUCCCUUAGAGUUUUAUACAACUAAGUAUCCCGAUCAUGAAGAAACCGACCUGAUGUUGUCCGAUGAUUAA